AUGAAUCAAUCCAAGAAAGACCAAAUUCACGACGGCGAACAUGAUAUCGACAAUGGGGGUUGCCACGAGUUGAACCCCGAUGAAAAUUCUAAAGCUCUCUUCCAGGCACCGCAAGACUUGUUCAACAGUGAAGAGGGUGAAGUCAACUUCCGGGGCGUCUCAUGGCAAGGAGCUGCUAUCCUAAUCGCCAAAUUUCAAAUCGGACUCGGUGCCCUCAGUCUUCCAUCCACUUUCCAUGUCUUGGGGUUCUUCCCCGGAAUACUAUGUUUCGUCAUUUUGGCUGUUAUCACAACUGUGGCCGGUUAUGUUAGUGGAAAUGCCAGGCAGUACUAUCCCCAAAUGCACAGCAUCGGUGACGCCGCUGAGUUGCUCUUUGGAAAAGGAGCACGAGAAUUUAUUGGGAUCAUCUACUAUAUAUAUCUCGCUCUUGUCGCCGGAGCAGGUAUGCUCACCACGUCUGUGGCACUUAACGCACUUUCGAAUCAUGGAGCUUGCACUAUGGCCUUUGUCGCCGUCGCAUGCGCAGCUGCUUUUAUCUUCGGAACUGGUUUCCGUUCUCUGGAAAAGGUAGCCUGGAUCAGUUGGAUCGGCGUGGCCGGCAUCGUCUUCGCUAUUUGGAUAACCGCAAUCGCCUGCCUCGCUAGAGAUAGACCUGCGGGGGCUCCACCUGGGCCGAUCAAUCUGGACAUUCGUGUUUUGCCUCAGGCAAGCUUUACUGAGGCUAUGUCCGCAAUAUCCACCCAGCUCUUUGCUUUGGGUGCGUCAGGAACCUUUUUCUCCGUUGCGGCUGAGAUGAAGGAACCCGAAAAGUUUACUCGCUCUCUCAUUUAUGGCCAGUCCUUUAUUGUUUUAACGAACAUUGCCAUUGCAUCCAUCAUGUAUGGCAAGAUUGGCCAAUACCUCGUAAGCCCCGCUCUGGGCUCAGCUGGGGAUUUGAUCAAGAAGAUAUCUUACGGCAUUGCGUUUCCCGGAUUACUGGUGACUGCCAUUCUAUGGAGCCACAUAGCGGCCAAAUAUUGGUUCGUCAGAAUUCUCCGCGGUACACGGCAUCUUCAAUCUAAUACAGUCACCCACUGGACUGUUUGGAUUGGGUCUAUGGCCGUGACUGUUGUUUUUGGAUUCAUUGUUGUCGGUGUCGUGCCUUUCUUCGACGACUUUCUGAGUUUGGUCGGCGCACUCAUAAAUCCUGUGUUUACUAAUGUCCUCCCUGGUUUCAUGAUUCUCUUCUAUUUGGGAGCAAAUCCCAGCAGAGCAAGCGAUAGUGUUCGGAAUGUCGAAACGGGAAAUGUAAUCUCGCCAAUGAUUUGGUUACCAAAUGCUUUCAAAACAUAUCGGAAUGGGUGGAAGCAAGCCUCGGCGCUUGUUGGUGGAAUUUUCAUGAUACUCCUGGGAGCUUUCAUCAUCGUCGGAGGCACUUACUCAACUGUCUUGAGUAUUCAGGCUUCAUAUCAUGAUGGAUCAGUAUCGGGCGUCUUCUCAUGUGGGGAUAACUCUUAG
Molecule: messenger RNA, 1497 nt
Organism: Penicillium arizonense
Lineage: Eukaryota; Fungi; Ascomycota; Eurotiomycetes; Eurotiales; Aspergillaceae
Exons: 1
Coding region: 1-1497 (498 amino acids)
Biological process (GO): amino acid transmembrane transport
Cellular component (GO): vacuolar membrane
Molecular function (GO): amino acid transmembrane transporter activity
Source: RefSeq, a predicted model, not a curated record